CAUCUGCCCAUUACAUAUAGCGCAAUCCGCUCUCUCGUUUCACUCGUCCAACAUCCACAAAUAGUACCAAAUCAACCCACGCAGAUCACCACCAUGGCCCCGUCGUACCCAUCCGUCCAUGGCACGGCAGCCACGAUGUCGGGCGACAGCGACGACGCGCGCGCCCCGCACGUCGUGCUGCUCUCGUCGCCGGGCAUGGGCCACGUGGUGCCGGUGGCGGAGCUGGCGCGCAAGCUCCACGCCGAGCACGGCUUCACCGCCACGGUCUUCGCCUACGCGAGCUCCGACUCCGCGGCGCAGCGCGAAUUCUUGGCCUCCCUCCCGCCAGCCGUCGGCAGCGCGUUGCUCCCGGCCGUCCCGCUCGACGACCUCGUCGCGGCUGGGGCCGCCAUCGAGACGCUGCUCUCCGUGGAGGCCCAGCGGUCCGUGCCGGCCAUGACCGCCCUGCUCGCGGACAUCGGCAAAACCAAGAACCUCGUCGCCUUCGUGGCGGACCUCUUCGGCGCCGACACGCUCCCGGCCGCGCGCGCCGCGGGCGUGCCCGGGUACCUCUUCUUCCCCUCCAACCUGCUCAUGCUCUCCCUCAUGCUCCACCUCCCGCGCCUCGACGCGGAGACGGGCGGCGAGUUCCGCGACCUGCCGGACCCCGUCAGGCUGCCGGGGUGCGUGGCCGUGCCGGGAGCCGACAUCCUGCAGCCGCUCCAGGACAGGACCAGCGACGCCUACCGGUGGAUGCUGCACCACGGCGAGAGGUACCGCGACGCGGACGGGAUACUGGUGAACACGUUCGACGCCAUGGAGGCCGGCGCGGCCGCGGUGCUCCGGCGGAGCGAGCCGUGGCGCCCGCCGGUGUACCCGGUCGGUCCGGUGAUACGGCGGGCAGACGACGGCGAGGACGCCACAGGCUGCAUGGAGUGGCUGGACGCGCAGCCAGACAGGUCGGUGCUGUUCAUCUCGUUCGGCAGUGGAGGCGCGCUGCCCGCGGCGCAGAUGGACGAGCUGGCGCGCGGGCUGGAGCUCUCCGGGCAACGGUUUCUGUGGGUCGUGAGGAGUCCCACUGACAGAGGGGACGACCCUGGUGCAAACUACUACGACGGGGCAAAGAGCAAGGACUAUCCGCUGCAGUUCCUGCCAUUAGGGUUCCUCGAGAGGACGAAGGAGGUGGGCCUGGUGGUCCCGUCGUGGGCCCCGCAGGUCAGGGUCCUCGGCCACCGGGCGACGAGUGCCAUGGUAACGCACUGUGGCUGGAACUCGGUUCUCGAGAGCGUGAUGCACGGCGUGCCGCUGAUUGCAUGGCCUCUGUAUGCGGAGCAGAGACAGAACGCUGUGAUGCUCUCUGAAGAGAUAAAGGUAGCAAUGAGACCAAAGUCUCGAGGUGCACAAGGGUUGAUACUUGGAGAAGACAUUGCAGAGGUCGUCAAUGAUAUGAUGAACGGCAAGGACGGUGAAGCGGCACGAAAGAAGGUAGUGGAGCUUCAGGUGGCUGCGAGGAGUGGGCUGGCUCCGAGUGGCAUAUCCCACGACUCACUUCUGGAGGUGGUAAGGAAAUGGAAGGAGAACACAUGUUGAAAUUUUGCAUUGCAAUCUUGUGUAAUAAGCAACCUCACCGUCGUUAAAUGGUUGAUGUCUAAGUUCGCACUCAUCAUGGUUAGACAUUUGUAUUUGUAUGAAAAGUAAUGUAGAAUGAAACAAUGGUAUCAUGUCGAUUCAUAUUACUUGACGCUAAUAUAGAUAUAUCUAGACACAUUUUAGUUGUAGAUACAUCCAUUUAGCAUUAAGUAAUAUGGAUCGAGAUAGUACUAUAGAUUAAAUGGAAAUCUUUUACAUCUU
This is a messenger RNA of Lolium rigidum, 1830 nucleotides long. RefSeq names its product hydroquinone glucosyltransferase-like. The transcript is spliced from 2 exons. The coding region runs from base 94 to 1569 and encodes 491 amino acids. Gene Ontology annotation, molecular function: UDP-glycosyltransferase activity. Lineage: Eukaryota; Viridiplantae; Streptophyta; Magnoliopsida; Poales; Poaceae. The record is from RefSeq and is a predicted model, not a curated record.